AGUUAAGCCCCACCCAGCACCCACCUCCCCCUCACGUCAGGUGAAGACAACAGUCAGCGAGAUGAGCCUGUUGAAGGAGGUGGAGCCAGGACAGGAAAUGGAGGGAAAGGUGCAGACCUGGGCUCAGUCUCUGGUGUACACGCUGGAGGAACUCGAGUGUAAAAUCUGCUAUAACCGCUACGACACGCGCAGCCGGAAGCCCAAACUGCUGGGCUGUCUGCACCGAGUCUGCGCCAAGUGUCUGAAGAAGAUGGUCGACAUGGGAGAGUCUUCGCCGUCCAUAAUCAGCUGCCCAUUCUGCCGCCACGAGACGUAUGUCCCCGACGAAGAGGUGUGGCUGAUGGAGGACGACCGGCACAUCCUGGCGGUCCUGUCGUGUCAGGAUCGUGCUCGGCGAGGAGGUGGAGCAGGAAGUGGCAGCGGUGGGGAGGUAGUGCUAAGUCCCAGCAGUCUGACAGGGGGCGGAGCUGCAGGCAGCGGCGAGGAAGCAUCCCACCGCUCCUCGGACUGUCUCGUCAUCACCAUCAUGGAGCUCCCAGAGGAGUCGCCAUCCUCAGAUUCACUGAGCAUGCUCAAUGUAGUGGGUCUGUACCAUGCUCCCAGUCUGGACUCGCUACCCUGCAACCUCCCAGGUCAGAAAUGCCGUGCCUGGACAUCCCGCAGCUUCCCACGCUGCCUGCUGGGGGUACUCUGCCUGGUGUACUUUAGCUCGCUGCCGUUGGGGAUCUACCUGCUGAUGAUUGGUCAGCUAUGGCUGGGCGUGGUCCUCGUCAGUCUCGUCCCGUCCACGCUGCUGCUGCUCGUCCUUUACGGCUUCUGUCAGUGUCUCUGCCACGAGCUAAUGGAGGCGCUUGCUGCCCGCACGCACUCGCUACCGUGACAACAAAAUGUAGCCAUAGAAAAGCCUGUAGACUGAGCCAUCACACUCUGAUAUCACUCUGACCCUGCCCUUUGUGAAUACCAGCAAGUCCCCCUCACACAUCCCCUUGGUGGAAAUACGGCCAAUCAGUGUUGAAUUACGUGAUGACAUCAUCACGUAUAGGAAGUGGAGACAGUCCUCUCCAGUCAGAAGACAUCUGCUGACUAAUCAGAGACAUGUUACUGUCCUGGGCACGAUCAUAAAACUGUUUUACCUGCUGAUUACAGAACACACCUGUACCUGUAUCACCUGUUUAUCCCACAGUCACAUGACCUGACAGGCUGUUAGCCUAGCUUAGCACUUACACUAAUCACAGAGGGAAAGUGCUAGCCUAGCUUAGCAUGUGUAUUUAGCUUUGAAGCUGUGCUUAUUCUAAGCUAUGCUAACAGUCCCGAUGUCCUGUCUGUAAAAUGAUUCAUGAACCCUGUGAUGAUGAUGAGUGUCACUUCCUGUCCGUGUAGUGGGCGGAGCCUUUGGAGAAUCAGCUGUUUAGUUUUGUGAUGAAAUAAAUAAACAUAAGUGACAUGAAGUGUUUGAAUCAUUUCCUGCUGCGAGUUCCUCUCAGGUGAAAGGUUGUCACAUGAGUGACAUCUUUGGGACCUGUGGGUGGAGUCCCAGG
This is a messenger RNA of Haplochromis burtoni (Burton's mouthbrooder), 1538 nucleotides long. Its product is annotated as E3 ubiquitin-protein ligase RNF182. Lineage: Eukaryota; Metazoa; Chordata; Actinopteri; Cichliformes; Cichlidae. Bases 62 to 880 code for a protein of 272 amino acids. The transcript has 6 exons. The record is from RefSeq and is a predicted model, not a curated record.